GUCACGUGAUGUCAUGCAACACGUGUUCUCCAUUUUGACUUGCAAUUUACUCAAUAUUUCGUACGAAUAAAUACUGCAUAUUUAGGUUUUAAUCCCUAAUGUGCGUUGACAAUUCGUAUAAUCAUUUACAUGAUUCUCUUUACUCGUGAUUUUUGCUGCAUUGUUAUUGUAAUGUAAUAAGAGUGUCGUAUUUACUGCUGUUUGUCAUUAAAUCUGAAUGUUCGAAUGAAGAAUCUCUGUGAUUACUAUCCUGCUUGCAAGCAUAUGACGGUUUGCGAAAUUGUUAUCUUUUUGUUGGAUGUGUACGUUAGAAUGUCGAUAGUUUAACCAGCUGAUCAGUAUAUUAUAAUGAAGUGAAGAAAAUUAUAUGUCUUUGGAAAUAAAUAUACUUAUAAAAUUGAUCAGACAUGUCUUGUCAGAUAAAAGGAAUUGCAAAUUUGACUAACAUUAGUAAUAUCAAGGAGUUGCUUUUUGGAGAUUCUACUACAAAGUUUGACAUUCCACAAAAUGAGUUACCACUUCAAGAUUGUUUUAUAUCAUUAUCAUCAACUGGAGAUGUUCUUACUAUGGCAUAUAAUACAAAGCUGAUCAUAUUAAUUUCAAGAUGGGAUUCUUUAGAAGUGGAAGAGACAAAGAACAAAUUCCAUAUGAUAUGGUAUGGUGAAGUUACAAAAGAAACAAACGAAUGGAUAACAUCUAUCAUUUGUUUACCUUUACUGUCUCUGGGAAAAGUCAGCAGUGGUAAUAAUCCAGAUUGGACAUGUAUUAUAGUUGGUUUUAAUACUGGUUAUGUUAGGUUUUAUACUGAAACAGGUGCAUUAUUAUUAGGGGAACAACUACAUAAUGAGCCAGUAAUAGGAUUAAAAUGUCAGUCAUUUCGUUCACCUAAACACACUGGUGAUACUGGUUUAGCUGAAGAAGUGCAUGUAACUUACAAUACUGUUGUAUGUGUCUUACAAGGUUUUUCUUUAUUUUCCACAUUACGAGCUUGCAGAAAUUAUUUAGCUAGAGUACAAGCAAAUUGUGAUGAUUUACCACCAAUUACAAAUUUAUCAUAUAAAAAAUGGGGCUAUAAAAGUCAGGAUAUUGUAAAUGAUUCAGAAGUGAUUGGUACUACAUCUGUAAAUAGUUUUGAUCAUUUGAUGAUAGCUUCUAUUUGUGGUGGAUACAAUGCAUCUUAUAGAUCUAGUGCUCCUCAGCAUAAUUUAGUUAUUGCAACUGGUAAACGACCAUUUGUUGGUUUUCACUAUGCAUUAGAAGGUGGUUCAGCACCUGUGCUAUCGGAUGUUGCAAUAGCAAUGGCCAAUAAGUUAGCAAAUGCUAUAGGAACUGCUGUUCCUUGGCUUCCUCUCAGUUGGGGCAAUUCAAAACACCAACCAUCCCUUGAAACAGUAAAAACUAGUGCUCAUGAACCAGUUGAGCCAAUGACAUGUAGAUUUGGCCUGAGUGAUAUAAUGCGAGAGGGUUAUUCGAUAAUAUCCAGUCCAAAUAAAACAUUGUCAGUGAUAAUAGAUGCAAUGGGUAGAGUAAUAUUAAUAGAUAACAGAUGUGGAAUAGCUCUUAGAAUGUGGAAAGGUUAUCGAGAUGCUCAGUGUGGGUGGAUUGAAGUAGAGGAAGAAAAGCACUCUAGAAUGCACAAAGAAUUUAAUAAAUUUAAACAGACAUCACAGUUGCGUUCAGCAUUAUUUUUAGUUAUUUAUGCUCCAAAAAAGGGCGUGAUAGAUAUUUGGAGUACUCAACAAGGUCCUAAAAUUACUACAUUUACAGCUAGUAAACAUGGACGAUUGCUUUACAUCAAUUAUGGACUUUUUGGAGUAAAUGAUAAUAUUUAUUUAUCAAAAAAUAAACCACAAUAUUCUUGUGUUUUUAUGGAUCCGCUUGGGGGAUUGAAAGAAAUUACCGUUCCAUUUCAUUUUUCUCUAAACAAUAAAAGCGGCAAAAGGGCUCGUGAUAUACAUUUACUUAAAAAAUUAAAAACCUUUUUACGGGAAGAAGAAUUUGACGAUGAGAAAUUAAUAUCAGAAAUUCAGAACGUCUGUUCUGAUUUAAAAACCAAUGAAAUAAGAAUACAAACCAUAGAAAUGUUAAUGUCAAAUAAGAAUAUUAUACCCGAUGCUUUACUUGCAGCUGCAAAUUGUUUCAUUAAAAAACUAAAUGAAUAUGACAAAGAGGAGAUGGAACUUACAGCUAGAACAGUUUACUUAUUAUCAUCUCAACUGCAACAAGUGAUCGAAUUUUAUAAACAUAUUAAACUUCAGUCUGAUACUUCAGCACUUAAUCAAUUUAGCGCUAGUGAUACUCAUAAUGAGCUGAGCAAUAAAGAUUUAGCUUUGAUUUUAUUAACUUCUGAGAAAGAAGUGAAUCGAAUCUUUGAAUUGUUUAAUUCAGUAAUUAGUUUUAAACCUUUGAACAUUAAAACAGAAAAUAAAGUGAAAUUUAAAGAAGAUAAUAAAAUUUUUUUAGAUUUUUUAUCAUGCUUUGAGUUUGGCAUUUCAGGAUUGAUAGAUAUGAAAAAAAACAUAGAAACAGAAAUGAAAUAUCAAAUUUCUCAGUUGAUGUACCAAGGAUGUAUGUGCUCCAAUGAGAAAAUUGCAACAUGGAAAGAAGCUGCUACAAAUAGUAAUAUACAACCAUUUGUUUUAAUGGAAUUGGCUUUAAUUUACUGGCUUAAUAAAGAAACGAAUACUUGCUUAAGGGUUGAAUUAAAACAAUUCACACAACUUUUGAUUGCAAUUUGUUCAAUGACUCAUAUUGAAAAAAUAUGCGCAGAAUAUAAUGAAACAUCCUUAUGGUGGAAAAAUGUUCGUAAUAUCCUUUCAGAAUCAUUCAAUCCGUUUAAUGCACUUAGUGCUGCUGUAAUGUGCAGAGCUGUUGCUAUGUCUCUAGAAAAGUACAAGGAAAAGUGUAGCAACAAAACGCAAGAUAAUAAUGGUAAUGAAGGGAAAGAUGUUAAAGAUGUUACUUAUUUAGAGGAAGUAAAUCGUUUGAAAGAUUGUAUUACUAAUAAUCUGAAGUUGGAUGAUGAAACGUAUAAUUUAACAAACGAAUGGGAAAAUGUUACGAAAGAUAGUUGUCAGUUUACGUUACUUAUCGGUAAUCUCGAGGAUAUUACAAUUUUAGAUGCUAUUGUAAGUCAGAAACCUCUAUCAGAUGAAACAACACAGUUUCUUGCGUUACCAUUUGUAAAAAUGAAUAUUUCUUUAAGCUCAGUUCUAUCAAAGGGAAAAGGUUCUGUAUCAGAAAUUGUUGCUAAAUGGAUUGUUUCCACUGGUAUUGAUCCAGCUUUAUUAGUGGAUACAACAGACACCGAAUUUGAUCAUAUGAAAGUAACAAAGGAUCCUUUUGAAGUAAUAGAAUCGUUAGAUGAAACUAGUAACGAUGAUGUAAAACAUGAUUCAGAAGCGCCUUUGUCAGAAUCACUCGAAAAAGAAAGUGAAGUGAAAAAUGACGCAACUGCUUGUACAUAUAUUCUAGAAAGAAUUAAGUUAUUAAAAAACCAUUUUCCAUAUAGUUUGACAAGUAGUGUACUAUUAGCAAAUGUGUGCUGGGAAUUUGCAAUGUCUUGGAAUAAAGAUAUUUCGCAAUUAAAGUCUCUCGAAGCUGCAUUAUCCGUUUUACAACAAAUACCCUUGAAACGUAUGAGGCACGGUGUAUGUUGCUUAUUAUGGUCAGUUCAUAUAAAAAAACGGAUGGAAGCAGUUGCAAAAUUAAUUAAUAAACUUGGGAAAUUACCGAAGGAAAGACUAUGUUUACAAGAGAUUGGUUUAUCAGAUGUACAAACAAUUUCAUUUUUACAACACUGUGUUGCAUUUUUAGAAAUAUUUGUUGACUCAGAAGUACUCGAGGCAGAAGACAUUGCCAUAAUUAAAUCAGAGGAAUUAUGGGAAGGAUGUACUUCUGGACCACAACCGUUUGCUGCAUUAGCUAUUUCCCAAGCACCUGCUUGGUACGAUUUAAUAAUGUUACAUGUACAGUUAGCCAAUGUCUUAUACAUGAUGGCUCAUUUUAAUUUAAAAGUAACGAAACCAUUAAAUAAUCUAUUUGAAUCGGUGGUACAACCAUAUUUCUUUCAAACUAUGACAGAUAAAAUAAUGCUUACAUGGUAUAGAGAUGAUAAAAGAGAUAAUUUAAGAACAGAAUUUUUAUGUAGAAUAAUUACUGCGUCAAUGGAUUUUAUUCAUCAAGAAACAGUAGAUAGUAACAUGAUAAGUUCAAUGCAAGCUAUUGAGUGGAUGAGUAGAUGCCAGACGCUGGCAUCUAUUUGGAAAAUUAACAACGACGAAUUAAGGAUACAUCAAGUUUGUCAAUUAUAUGUAAAUGGUUUUGAUCGAUUAGCAGAAGAGGUAGUUACAGCUGUAAAUGACACUGAGAAAUUGGCAGCUGAUCUUUUGCCAAUAGCAGGAAGACGAAUGAUGGCGUAUCUUUCAAAAACUCCUGAUCUUUUAGAGGAAGUUUCUCGUAUAAGUCCUGCUCUUACUAAAUAUUUAGAAAGUUUAAACGCAACGGAAGUGAUUUGUACAAAUUGUUCAAACGAUGAUACCAUUGAAUUGAUACGGAGAGUUUCUACACAUUUACCUGAAAAACAUUCUGAAUAUCAUCUUGCGCAGUUAAUGUUAGAUGCAAUGUUUAUUUAUGAAGGUACAACAUGAUAUUCCAACAUACAAUUAAUAUGUAGCGAUAAAUAAGUUCAAUAAAUUUGUUUGUGCUUCA
Megachile rotundata (alfalfa leafcutting bee) is the source of this 4710-nucleotide messenger RNA. RefSeq names its product Rab3 GTPase activating protein (gene Rab3-GAP). Gene Ontology annotation, biological process: regulation of GTPase activity. Lineage: Eukaryota; Metazoa; Arthropoda; Insecta; Hymenoptera; Megachilidae. The record is from RefSeq and is a predicted model, not a curated record.